AUGUUCUCUGUUGCACGUAUCACCGACAAUGAUUUUCCGCUGGAUCGACGUUCAUGUCAAUUACUUGGUCCGACUGCCUUGGUUGUACAGGCGCUCAUGGGCGUGCUCGUAAUACUUUCGCUUGUGUAUAAGAGGCAUCGUGAAACGCAGAAACGACCUUGGAGAAUAUGGCUCUUUGAUGUAUCGAAGCAAAUUGUUGGACAGAUGUUUGUACAUGGCGUCAAUGUUCUGAUUUCCAACCUUGGUUCACAUCAUAAUGCUGGCAAUGCCUGCACUUACUACUUUCUCAAUGUCCUCAUUGAUACCACUCUCGGUGUUGCUAUUAUAUAUGUCGUGCACCAUGGUAUCACAUACCUCUUGGCAAAGAGACUCCGCCUCAAAGGCUACGAGUCGGGGCAGUAUGGUUCCCCACCGUCGAUAUCCUAUUGGGCGCGUCAGGCCGCAGUCUACGUUUUUGCGUUGACGACAAUGAAGAUGCUUGUUGUAGGGUUGUUUACAGUGUGGCCAGAGAUAUCGAAAGUGGGGGACUGGUUGCUCAGUUGGACUGCUAUCGGUGACAGUGAUGCCUUUCAAAUCAUAUUCGUCAUGGGUCUCUUCCCUAUCAUUAUGAACAUCCUUCAAUUCUGGCUCAUUGAUUCCAUUGUUAAAGCUUCUUCAAGCUCAGUCGAACUUCUCACCAAUUCAUCUGACGUGCAUGAUCGAGAACCACUCUUUCAUGCACCAGAAGAUGAUGAGGACAACGUUCAUUGCGACAUAGAGAAUCCUCGACUCACUUAUGCAAGGAUGCCAACUGGAGAUGACGCAGACACGAUAGUUGCAUCUGAAGAGUCUAAGGGAAAAUACAGUGGAACCGGCUCUCCUUUAUCGAUACCCCACUCUACAACUUCUUUGGUGCCGCAUGAUUAUCCUCCAAGCGUUGGAAGUCUAUCGUCGAGUCACAGUUCCCGCUCUCGGUACAAGUACAAGCGUUCUCCGCCACCUCCACUUGAGUUUCAAACAUCUCAUAUGCCGGCAAUCAACUCCCCCGAUCCACCUCGAUCGCAUCUAACUGAUGUUGACCACAGCGCAUCGGAAAGAGAGGAUUGUGAUGGGCGAGUAUCGGAUGAGGAGCGGACACGGAUAGAACACACCAAAGGUAUUGUCAACAAGAUUUGGCGCCGUACACUUGGGAGCUUGUGA
Messenger RNA from Suillus bovinus, 1179 nucleotides. Its product is annotated as vacuolar membrane protein-domain-containing protein. The coding region runs from base 1 to 1179 and encodes 392 amino acids. Lineage: Eukaryota; Fungi; Basidiomycota; Agaricomycetes; Boletales; Suillaceae. The transcript has 5 exons. The record is from RefSeq and is a predicted model, not a curated record. Gene Ontology annotation, cellular component: membrane.